This is a messenger RNA of Colossoma macropomum (tambaqui), 4936 nucleotides long. Its product is annotated as NACHT, LRR and PYD domains-containing protein 3-like. The record is from RefSeq and is a predicted model, not a curated record. Gene Ontology annotation, molecular function: protein binding. The coding region runs from base 170 to 3940 and encodes 1256 amino acids. Lineage: Eukaryota; Metazoa; Chordata; Actinopteri; Characiformes; Serrasalmidae. The transcript has 11 exons.
UCAGGUGUGUAAUGUACUAAAAUGGUCCAGUAGAAGAACAUACAGUGCUAAAAUCGAGAUGAAGUGUCUGUGCUGAUGUUCAGGUGGACUUUCUCAUUGAAGACUUUUGGGCAGACUUCAGGAAAGGAAGCAGUCCAGCUGUGAGCCUGUGAAGACUAAAAUUUCUACAAUGGAGCUUCAUAACUCCAGUGCAGAAGGAACCUCUGACACAAAGGUAAAGAACGUAGGAUCUCCAGAACCCAGCUGUGAGUCCAUGAAGAGUGACCAGUCCCCAUCUGACUACCCUGUAUUCAGCAGUCUGGGAGAAGAGCCCAGCUGUUUGUCUAUGAAGAGUGAUCAGGCCAUUGAGAAUCCUCCUGGUCUUGGCUGUGGAGCUGUUCCCUCUGAUCCAGAGUGGUGCCCCAUGGAAGCAACUCUACAUAUAUAUACUCCGUUGGAAAGAACUGAACACCUCCAGCAGGAAUUUAGCCCACCAACAGAUGAUAUUCUAUACAGAGUCUUAGAGAGACACAAAACUAGCUUGAAGAACAAGUAUGAGAGCUUGUUUGAAGGAAUGAAAACACAAGAGAACAAAACCUUCCUGAACAGAAUUUACACACAGCUCUAUGUCACAGAGGAAGAGAGUGAAGGAAUGAAAGAACAACAUGAAGUUUUACAGAUGGAGAAAGCACCCAGGAAAAGCCUACCAGACAUUUCAGUCAACUGCUUAGAUAUCUUUAAACCUCUACAAGGUGCUGAAGUAGAAGUGGAAGAGAACAUUAAAGAACAUAAGAAGAGAAAGCUCUAUAAGGAGAAUAUGAAAGCUAUUUUCAGAUUCAGAGGUCUCAGACACAAAGAUAGAAAAGAAAACAAAGGACCAAAAGUGCCAGAGCUCAGAAGUGUGUUGACUAAAGGCAUUGCUGGCAUUGGAAAAACUGUCUCAGUGCAGAAGUUCAUUCUGGACUGGGCUGAAGGAGAAGCCAAUCAGGAUGUAGAUGUCUUGUUUGUGCUUCCAUUCCGGGAGCUGAACCUGAUUAAAGACAAUCAAUACAGUCUUCAUGGACUUCUGUGUGACUUCCAUCCUGAGCUCAAAGACCUUGACAGAAAUAUAUAUGAUGUGUGUAAAGCUAUGUUUAUAUUUGAUGGUCUGGAUGAAAGCCGAAUUCCACUGAACUUUCUACAGUGUGAGAAAGUAUCUGACAUCACCAUGACAUCAUCAGUGGAUGUGUUGAUGACAAACCUCAUCAAAGGAGAGCUGCUUCCCUCUGCUCUAAUCUGGAUAACCUCCCGACCAGCAGCAGCCAAUCAGAUCCCUCCUAAAUACAUCAACCGUGUGACAGAAAUUCAGGGAUUCAGUGACCCACAGAAGGAGGAGUACUUCAGGAAGAGGAUCAGUGAUGAAGACCAAGCCCAGAGAAUCAUCUCCCACAUUAAGACAGCGAGGAGCCUCCACAUCAUGUGCCACAUUCCAGUCUUCUGCUGGAUCUCAGCCACUGUGCUUCAGAGAAACAUGACACAAAGUAAAACAGAAAUCCCUACAACUCUGACUGAAAUGUACUCACACUUCCUGUUUACUCAGAUAAACAUGAACAAUGAGAAGUAUGAAGAUGAAAAUGAGAGAGACACAAAUAAACUGCUGGAGUCCAACAGAACCAUUCUUCUGAAACUGGCUGAACUGGCUUUUAAACAGCUGAUGAAGGGCAACGUGAUGUUCUACGAAGAAGACCUAAGAGAGAGUGGCAUUGAUGUCACUGAGGUCUCAGUGUAUUCUGGGAUUUUUACUGAGAUCUUUAGGGAGGAAUGUAAGCUUUAUCAGAAGAAGGUCUUCUGCUUUGUUCAUCUAAGCUUUCAGGAGUUCCUGGCUGCUAUUUAUGUGUUGUACUGCUUUGAGAGCAAGAUAAUGGAGGCACUGCAUGUUUUCCUGCAUGAUCAUUGUUACAAUGAUGAGAGUAGAGGCGGUGAGACUUCUGACAGAAGCAGCUUUGAGACAGAUAAGCACAGAGGUGAAUCUGAGAAUGUUCCACUGGAUAGACUGUUGAUGGGAGCAGUGCACAAAGCUGUAGAGAGUCAGGAUGGACAGCUGGAUCUUUUCCUCAUUUUCCUGCUGGGCAUCUCACUGGAGUCCAAUCAGAGACUCUUACAGGGCUUGCUGACACAAGCACAGAGUAAUUCACAGAAAACCUUAGAGUACAUUAAGGAAUUAAUCAAAGGGGAAGGUAAACAACAUAUCAUCUCCACUGAACAAUACAUCAAUCUGUUCCUCUGUCUGUCUGAAAUGAAUGACCAGUCUCUCUCCGAUGAGCUUCAGGAGCAUCUAAAAUCAGAGAAACAUGCAGAUGACAAGCUCUCUCCUGGACAGUGUUCAGCACUAGCCUGCAUGCUUCUGAUCUCAGAUGGGAUGCUGGAUGAGCUGGACCUGAAGAAGUAUAACACCUCAGAGGAGGGUUAUAAGAGACUGAUCCCAGCUGUGACUGCCUGCAAAAAAGCUAUAUUAGCUGACUGUGAUCUCACAAUGGACUCAUGGGAAACUCUGUGUUCUGCUCUACAAUCAGCAAACUCCUCUCUGAAAGAGCUGGACAUCAGUAACAAUGAUCUACAGAAUUCAAGAGUGGAGCUGCUCUUAGCUGGACUGAAGAGUUCACAUUGUAAACUGGAGAUACUCAGACUAGCUUUCUGUGAACUUGGGGACAAAGCUUGUGAAAAUCUGGGAUCAGCACUCCAAUCUGCAAACUUCUGUCUGAAAGAGCUAGAUCUCAGUAACAAUGACCUGCAGGAUUCAGGAGUGAAGCUGCUCUCAGUUGGACUAAUGAGUUCACAAUGUAAACUGGAGACACUCAGACUAGCUCUCUGUAAUCUUGGAGAAAAAGCUUGUAAAAAACUGGGAUUGGUGCUAUCAUCGGGAAACUCCUCCCUGAAAGAGCUGGACCUCAGUAACAAUGACCUGCAGGAUUCAGGGGUGGAGUUGCUCUCUGUUGGACUGAAGAGUUCACACAGUAAACUAGAGAUACUCAGACUAGCUCUCUGUAAUAUUGGGGAAAAAGGUUGUAAAAGUCUGGGAUCAGCUCUACAUUCAGUAAAAUCUUUCCUCAAAAUGCUGGACCUCAGUAACAAUGACCUGAAGGAUACAGGAGUGGAGUGGCUCUCUGUGGUACUGAAGACUUCACACUGUAAACUGGAAAUACUCAGAUUGUCUGGUUGUAUGGUUACAGAUGAAGGCUGUUGUUCUUUGGCAUUAGCUCUGAAAUCAAACCCCUCCCAAUUGAGAGAACUGGAUCUGACCUAUAAUCACCCAGGAGAUUCUGCAGUGAAGCUGCUCUCUGAUCGACUGGAAGAUCCACAGUGCACACUGGAGAAACUACAAGUGGAACAUGGAGGCAAGAUCAGAAUGAAACCAGGACUAAAGAAAUACGCCUGCGAUCUCACUCUGGACCCAAACACAGCACAUACUCGUCUCUCUCUAUCUGAUGAAAACAAAAAGGUGGAGCGCGUGGAUGAGCGGCUUUGGUAUCUGGAUAAUCCGGAGAGAUUUCAAUACUGGGAGCAGGUUCUGAGUGUGGAGAGUCUGACAGGACGCUGUUACUGGGAGGCUGAGUGGAGUGAAAGUGGAGCUUAUAUAGCUGUCUCAUACAGAGAGAUCAGCAGGGAAGGAAACAGUAGUGACAGUGGGUUUGGACUCAAUAAACAGUCAUGGAGCCUGUAUUGCUCUGAUGACAAGUACACUGUCAGACACAAUGGAAAGGAAACUGUUAUAUGUGCUGUUACCCACCGCUUGCGCUCCCGCUCCAGUAGAAUAGGAGUGUAUCUGGACUGGAUGGCCGGCUCUCUGUCUUUCUACAGCAUUUCACCUAAUACAAACAAACUGACCCACAUACACACACUCUACUCCACAUUUACAAAGCCCCUAUAUGCAGGCUUUAGGGUUGAUUAUGGCUCCUCACUCCGUGUGUGUCACAUUGAAUAGGUUUGGCUAGUAACUGGUCUGGGCGUUUGUCUCCUGAAUCGUGGAGGGCAAGAUUCAAGAUUCAAGAGUUCAUUGUCAUAUGUGCAGAGAAACAGACAUUUACACUGCACAAUGAAAUUCUUACACUGCACUUCCUCCUGAACUAUGAGUUACUGUCCAAACAGUAUUUAGACAGUAAGUACUAAGUGAAAAAAACACAAAAUAUAGAAGAAGAGUUAGAAAAUUAUGUUUUUGGUCUAUGGGUGCAAGGUGAGUCCAAAAGGCCUGUGUUAGAAACUAUUCCGUAAUGUGGUGGUUCUGUACAAUGUACACUAUAUGGACAAAAGUGUUGGGACACCCACAUGUUACACUUACAGGAGCUUUAAUGACGUCCCAUUCUAAAUCCAUAAGCAUUAAUAUGGAGUUGUUCCCCGCUUUGCAGCUCUAACAGCUUCCACUCUUCUUGUUGGAAAGUGUCUGUGGGAAUUUUUGCCCAUUUAUCCAGAAGAGCAUUUGUGAGGUCCGACACUGAUGUUAGACAAGAGGACCUGGCUCACAAUCUCCGUUCUAGUUCAUCCAAAAGGUGUUGGAUGGGGUUGAGGUCAGGGCUCUGUGCAGGUCAGUCAAGUCCUUCCAGUCAUGCUGGCACAGAAAACGUUCUUCCCCAAACUGUUCCCAGAAAGUUGGAAGCAUGCAAUUGUCCAAAAUGUCUUGGUCUGCUGAAGAACUAAGACUUCCCUUAACUGAACUAAGUGGCCUGGGCCAACCCCUGAAAAACAAACCCAUGGCAUUAUCCGUCCUUCACAACUUUACAGUUGGCAUAAUGCAGUCAGGCGAGUAGCGUUCUCCUGUCAUUCACCAAACCCAGUCUCGUCCAUCAGACUGCCAGAUAAUGAAAUGUGAUUCGUCACUCCACAGAAUGCGUUUCCACUUCUCCAGAGUCCAGUGGCGGCGCUUUACACCACUCCAAUUGUGGAAACCCACUUCGUGAAACUCCUAACAUGCAGUUCUUUUGCU